Messenger RNA from Periconia digitata, 1282 nucleotides. The record is from the annotation of a GenBank genome assembly. Lineage: Eukaryota; Fungi; Ascomycota; Dothideomycetes; Pleosporales; Periconiaceae.
CUGGAAAGAUAUCACUAUUAUCAUGGAUACUCCAACAUACGCCAACUACCUACCUGACGAAUUACUACUGGAGAUUCUGAGCUAUGUCCCCCGCGAUGUGGAACACCAGCACGUUCUAGCUACCUUUUGCGCCGUGAACAGGCAAUGGUACGAUGUCGGAGUCGCCACCCUCUACGAAGCUCCCCAUUUGACCGGCUGGCGCUACAGCCUCUUCGUUCGCACAGUCUGCCCAUCUAUCAUUCCACGCAUCAAGAAGUCGCAGUUGGCCGGCUUAGUGAAAGUCCUCAACCUAUCCACCAUCGUACAUCAAGGCACCAAAUCCACCACUGCGCGCUUGCUUGGACGCACAAAGCCCUCGCUCGAAACCUUCAUCGCUCCGCAAGCCUCCUUUGCUAUCAAUUGCUGGGCCAGUCUGAGCAAAUGCACGCGAUUGCAUACCCUUGACCUUAGUCUAGUUAGCGAAGCCAUUAGCUACCAAAGUCUUAGCCAAACUCUCAAACAACUCACCGAACUAAAACGCCUCUCCCUCCCUCGAUGUUCCACAAACUAUGAUGACGACGGUAUCUAUGAAAAGCGCCUCGUCUGGCCUCCACGUUUGGAGCACCUCGCCCUCUCCGGCUCUGUCAAUGGCAAAUUUCUAUGGGAAAUGAUGCGCCAGCCCGACACGUUCCCUCCAACACUCUACAGCAUGAGCAUUCUACACUGCCCAUCCCUCGACUACAGCGGCAUAAAACCCCUCCUCGAAAAUCUCGCCGCGACGCUGACUACCGUCACCCUCCGUGAUCUCCCGGCUGUUAAGCAGGGCCGCUUUAACGGCAUCCUUGACUGGCUUCCGCGCCUUGAAAACCUCACCAUUGCAACUGACUACAUCGACUGCGAUUUUGGAAAUCGUCCACCAGAAUUCACAUUCGUUGAUUGGAUACAUGCCAAGUCUCUAGAAUCCUUGACCCUUCUCUCGUCAGGAAACUCCUCCGCAGACCCUGAUCUCGCUUUCUCUAUCCCCGAUCUGUACGAGCUCAUCGAUACCAGAUAUCUAGGUCGGCUACGCUAUCUCACAAUCGCAAAAAGCCUAGGAUGGGAGAACUUCGGUGAAGGCGCGGAGCUUGAGGCGCUCGGCGAAUUACUAGUUGACGAACUGGAUAAAGAAAACUGGACACAUCGCCGGUGGCACUAUGCAGGGUUAGGGAGAGUCAAACAGGGGAUGGGGUAUAGGGAGUGGAUUGCGAAGACCGGAAUCGGUAGGAGGUUGAGAGCCAGACUUGUUGUUUUGGAUAAUCGCUGA